UUUACAACACGUUAUCAGCACGAGCUAACCUAAAACUCGAGCUAAACCUAAAAACCCUAGAAAACCCUAAUUUAGCCGCCGACUUCAAACAGCUCGAACUCCCUAACCACGAGGAACCAGAAGACGAGCUACCUACCGAUUUGAAGAUCUCGGAGAGAAGAAUCCAACGCCGAAGACCGCGACGCAAUCCGAGUUCAGACGAGUUCGCAAUCGUCGUUGCAAGUCAAUCGGACAGGGAAACCCUAAUCUGCCCGAUUUCUCUCUCUAAAAGACUCAACUUCAAAUCGAUCGUUCUCCCAAACCGUAACGAUCCAGACGACGUGUGAUAUACCAAUUUGAAGCUAUUGAAGAGGAGAAUCCAACGCCACAAACCUCACCUCAAUCCGUGAUCAGACGCGUUCUCUACGACAGCUACAAGCCGCGCCGUCAGAACAGAAAUAAACCUAAGGCUGCAAACUUUUCUCUCUAGUUUGUUUAUAGCUGAUUGUCUUUGAUAUUACUAACUUCUCUUUGAUAAUUUUGUUUAAGGAAAACAAAGGAUCCCAGUAAGAUCCAUUGAGGUUAAGCUAUCAAAGAGAAGUCAAGGAGCAAAUCAAUCGAGUUUAAGAUGCCAAUAAACUCAGAUUACAGUGUCCUAAAUCUCUCAGGAGAUAAUUAUAUUGAGUGGACCAUGAACACUUCAGGAAGAUUAAAACUCAGAGGAGUUUGGAAGUGUACCAAGUGGGAUAAUGAUACCCCUGCGUGUGAGAGGUCGUAUGCCCUCAAGAUCAUGAAGGAUAAACUCUGUGAUGAUCUAAAAAUGAUGUACAGCUACAUCAAUGAUCCACAUUAUCUCUGGUAUACAUUGAACAAUAGAUACUCAGAAAUGUUCUUGCAUAAAGCAGAAAAAGAAUGGCGAGAAAUAAAGUUCCAGAAUUAUGAAUCUGUGAACAAGUAUGACUCUGACCUUAUGAGAAUCGCCUACACUCUCAACCUAUUUGGAGAGUCGACAACCAACAGGGAUAAGCUCACCAAGACUCGUGAGACUAUCCAUCCGAGUGAUGCGAUAUCUUUAUAUCACGCCAGUAAGUGUACUACUUACUUUGAUCUACUCGACAAACUGUUGGAAAUUGAGAAGAAAAAGAAAACAAAGGCAGAGAACAUCAAGCAAUUUGAUGAGAUCUUAAGCAUACAUAAGCUGAGACAAGAGUUUGAUUUGAGUAUUCCUGAAGCUGGAGAAGAACAAACCGAGUGGACUCAUGUAGAUAAUGAGCUUGAUCUAUUCAUUGAAUAA
Messenger RNA from Raphanus sativus (radish), 1273 nucleotides. RefSeq lists its product as uncharacterized. Bases 608 to 1273 code for a protein of 221 amino acids. The transcript has 2 exons. The record is from RefSeq and is a predicted model, not a curated record. Lineage: Eukaryota; Viridiplantae; Streptophyta; Magnoliopsida; Brassicales; Brassicaceae.